UAAAAUUUACACUAAAAACAAAAAGAAAGAGGAAAACGUAGCGAAGCCCAUUGCACGGAAACCUCUACUGGUUAGCGUCGUUCAUCUGACGAUAGGGUCCGGUGGUCGCUUUACACAACAGGAUAUGAUGAGUGUCCUUGGAAGUCACCCUUGCACCUGGUCACCAGGAGUUCGAGAGCAUCCUUUCAAGGGGAGAUUUAGUAAGGUUCCGUGUUUUGGAUAUUAUAAUCAGGAUUUUUGUUUCAAGGAAUCAAAUUUUCCUCAAUGUCAGUACCUUGCAACUAGUUGUAAGCGAAGUACAAGGAAAUAUCAGCCUAUUUUCUCAAGUACAAUGGAUGAUGGGGCCGACUCAGCUGACUCAUCUGAGGGGAUUGGUAAGGAUGGGUCCUCCGAAGAUGAAACUGAAGAUGUGAACAGUGAAAUGCUUAGAGAAAAUCUUGAAAGAAUUGUUGGUGCAGAUGACUCUGCCUUUAGUGGGAUAGACCUGGCAACUCUUAUUAGGGACAAGUAUGGGAGAUCCUAUGACGUUCAACUAAUAAAGAAGGAAUUCAUGGGAAGAAAUCUCCUCGCUUUGAAUGUCAUGUGGAAGUACAUGGAGCAGAGAUCCUUUCCACUGACUGAAGAAGAGUAUUUACUGAGGCUUGAUGAUGUGGCAAACACUUUGAAAUGUUGGGGAGCUGUCUCACAUAUUCGGAAUAGCUUAGCAAAAUUGAAAGAGCGACCUCGGAUAGGCAAGGCUGUAAGCAUUUUUAUCGACAUGGAUGAGUCUGGAGGCCGUGCAAAUGAAUGGAUUUACAAAUAGAUUGUUUGUUUGGACAAAGCCAGAACCAUAUUUAAAGAGGAGGCACAUCCUUUCUCCGCUGGUUCACUGUUCAAGGUGUGGAUUCUAUUUUGAUACACUCUGGAUAAAAUCCUGAUGAAAUCUUGUUGUUUUGCAUUUCCCUAAUUUUUCUUGUUAAUUAUACAUGUAUAUAUGAAUAAUGUAAUAGAUAUACAUAUGCUUAUCCUUCAUUAGAAAUCUACAAAACUGAUUCUAGUGAUAUAACAAAUUUAAAACCUUAUUAGACAUUAACAUUUUUUU
Messenger RNA from Camellia sinensis, 1081 nucleotides. RefSeq lists its product as uncharacterized. The record is from RefSeq and is a predicted model, not a curated record. NCBI's taxonomy places the organism in Eukaryota, Viridiplantae, Streptophyta, Magnoliopsida, Ericales, Theaceae.